AUGGUUUCGCAGACACUUUUGGUUAUGUCAAUAUCUCUUUUUGUUGGUUUAAACAUAUUUUUUGUGGCACAAGCUAAAGACUUUAACCAAGACAUUGACAUAACAUGGGGUGAGGGCAGAGGAAACAUUUUGAACAAUGGUACUCUUCUAAACCUUGCUCUUGAUCAAUCUUCGGGCUCAGGGUUUCAAUCGAAAGACGAGUAUUUGUACGGAAAAGUCAAUAUGCAGAUCAAACUUGUCCCGGGAAACUCUGCCGGGACCGUAACCACCUUCUACUUGAAGUCUCAAGGAUUAACAUGGGACGAGAUCGAUUUUGAGUUCUUAGGGAAUGUAAGUGGAGAUCCAUACAUACUUCACACUAAUGUUUACACUCAAGGCAAAGGUGAUAGAGAGCAACAAUUCUACCUUUGGUUCGAUCCAACAGCUGAGUUCCACAACUAUUCUAUUCUAUGGAAUCCGAGUCACAUAUUGUUUUAUGUUGAUGGGAAGCCAAUUAGAGAAUUCAAGAAUUUGGAAGCAAUGAGUGUGGCUUAUCCAAAGAGCCAACCCAUGAGAAUGUAUGGUAGUCUGUGGAACGCAGAUGAUUGGGCCACGAGGGGAGGCUUGGUCAAGACAAACUGGUCACAAGGACCAUUCAUAGCCUCUUUCAUGAACUACAACUCUGACAAUGCUUGUGUUUGGUCCAUUGAUAAAGGAACCACGAAUACUACUCCUUGUAGCCCCGGUGGCUCGUCUACUUCUUCUUCGAGCAGUACUAACGAGUGGUUUUCGCAAAGAGGGAUGGAUUCUUCGAGCCAGAAGGUUCUUAGAUGGGUUCAGAGGAAGUUCAUGGUUUAUAAUUAUUGUAAGGAUAAGAAACGGUUCUCUCAGGGUUUGCCUGUUGAAUGCACUGCCAAGAACAAGAACAAAAAGUCUUGA
Molecule: messenger RNA, 918 nt
Organism: Arabis nemorensis
Lineage: Eukaryota; Viridiplantae; Streptophyta; Magnoliopsida; Brassicales; Brassicaceae
Source: the annotation of a GenBank genome assembly